AUGCUAUGUAGCUCUAAAUUUAUAAAUGAUAUGCGCGGUAUAUCCAUAAACUUGACAAAUUUCUUUUCGUCAUACGUACCGCUACUUGAUUCAUUUGUAAUUGGCCCUAAGAAUUCGUUAUCGGCAGAAAGGACAACGUCAUACUCCGAUAAGGUCACAGGUAUUGUUAAGCGUACAAGAUAUACUUCUAUUAUAGUUGCGGAAUUGUUAAGUAUAUCCAAAUCGGACGAAACAAUUUCAGAUUGGACGGAUUUGAGGGAUAAAUUUGCCAAGACAGAGACUAAUACUGGCGAUACUGAGGAUUUUGUGAGAUUAGCAGAGUCUCACAACGACAUAAUCCAAGAACUAGUAGAGCGCACAUACGAAUUUGACCGCCCUUACAAGUACUCAGAGGCUAACAAUUCCAUAAGGUUCGGGACGAACAAAACCCGGAUCAAUAAGGAAGAAAAACGGGAACCUUUGUCUAAGGAUGAUAUGGAAUUUAUAAAGGGUGCUUUGAACACUGUCCAUGAACACGAAAAUGAGAUUAACAACGCAAUAAAAACAAUAAACACACUGUCUGAGAAUGAACAGAUAGACAACACUAGCAAGGAACAGUUACUCGGUGCAUUUGACACUUUGGAGGAUCACUUCAAUGAUCAUCCCAGCAACGCCUCUAACAUCAUAAAAUCCGGGCUCUUGCAAUCGUUCAUUAAUUUAUUAAAGAGCAAUGAUCACGAUAUUCUGAAUUCGACCUUAUCGAUAAUAUCAUGCACGCUAUCAAACAACGAAUCCAUCAUCAACAAAGCAUCAGAUUUUGGUUUGGCUGAAAGUUUAUUAAGACUAAGACAUGUACUUAAAGCAACACCACUGGAACCAAAACUACUAAGCGCAAUAUCAUCAUCGGUGAGGAACGGUAAUGUAGCGGAAGCUAAUUUUGUCAAAAAUGGUGGUCUGGGAUAUCUUUCCGAAUGUAUUCGUAGCAAAAAUCCAAAGACAAGAGAGCGUGCAGUGCUGUUUUUGGUUCAUUUUCUAGCACUAGACAAGCUGACCAAGGCUUCAAUACGGAAUAUGAGACCCUGUAACAUUAUAAAAUCUCUCUUACCUUUGGAACCACUCGUGCAAGGAAUACAGUAUUGUGAAGUGUGCACAAGGCUAUUUAAAUUACUACUUCAAAAACACAGAAAUUGUUUCACUAGGGACGAAAUGAGAGAGAUAACACAGCUAUUUUCGAAGGAUUUGAAAGCAAUUACCAGUAUGAAUCAGGAAUCACUAGAUGAAAUAAAAAAUGUACUUUUAACGCUAACACAGUAA
Theileria equi strain WA is the source of this 1293-nucleotide messenger RNA. RefSeq lists its product as hypothetical. The transcript has 6 exons. The coding region runs from base 1 to 1293 and encodes 430 amino acids. Lineage: Eukaryota; Apicomplexa; Aconoidasida; Piroplasmida; Theileriidae. The record is from RefSeq and is a predicted model, not a curated record.